Molecule: messenger RNA, 2442 nt
Organism: Pseudozyma hubeiensis SY62
Lineage: Eukaryota; Fungi; Basidiomycota; Ustilaginomycetes; Ustilaginales; Ustilaginaceae
Exons: 2
Coding region: 1-2442 (813 amino acids)
Biological process (GO): endoplasmic reticulum unfolded protein response; regulation of transcription by RNA polymerase II; phospholipid biosynthetic process
Cellular component (GO): nucleus; endoplasmic reticulum
Molecular function (GO): transcription corepressor activity
Source: RefSeq, a predicted model, not a curated record
AUGGCAUCCACAUCAGACACCAGUCUCUCCCACGAGGAGCGCUGGAACGCCCAUCGCGCUGACCGCGACACCGAUUCAGCACAGCCCUUUAGCGCUGCAUCCACACCUGCUCCCACAACGCCCGCCACACCACCAGCAGACGAUCUCGCUUCCUCGCAAGAGCUCGCGCGUCCACCGCCCACAUCGGUGACGCCUUCCAAUGGCCUUGGCGUCGAUGCAGAAGACGAAGAUGUUCGCAUCGCCAUCAUGGCUCUGGGCGCCAUGAAGAGUCUCGACGGCACGAGCCACGGCCUCGGUGGUCCUACCCCCAGUAGCAGCUCAAUCUCCCUGGACACACAAAAGGAUACCACAUCAGUACGCACAUCUUCAGCGAUAUCCAACUCCAGCGUCGCUUCUACCGCCAUCUCCUCGCCCAGCUCCACACCAGCCACCGACUUCACGCAGGAUUCGGGCGUCGAGUCGCCUGCAGGGCGCAUGUCCGGGCCCGCACGACUGGGUGACCUUCCACCAGAUCUCAAGCUUCCCGCCGUCAUUCAGGACGAGAACGGCAAUGAGCUCGAAGUCGAUCCAGAGAUGAUGAACGACGCUGACUUUUUGAAGCGUGUCAGCCACCUUCCCUUGGUACGCGGCACUCUCCGCGCCUACGAGCUCGGCAAACAGCGUAGCAAGGUCGUCAAGUACGGCGCUGGUCUCGUCGAGAGCUCGGUCAAGACCAUCUCACGCCCAGUAGUCAGCCGUCUCGGCGCCAGCUUGGGCGAGCGCGGAGUUGAGCAGCUCGACGAUUUCGCCUGCCGACAGCUCGACCGCAUCUACCCAUCCGCUGUCUCUUCUCCCAGCAAGGAAGAGAAGCGCGGCAUCCUCGAAGAAGUCGACCGCAAGGAUCAGGAGGAGUGGCAAAACAUGAGCCCAGAGGAGCGCGAGAAGCGCAGGACAGCCUACACGGCCCUCCAGCUCGAAGAGCGCGAACGCAAGCUCAUGGCCAACGAGCUUCGACAACGUCGCGGAAAGGGCACCGACCUCGAGAUCGAGACUUCGGCCGUUCCACAUAGUUCUUCCCUCGCAUCCAGCAGCGCCAGCAACACGCUUGUCUCGAACACGAGAGCGCAGAACGACAGCAACAUGGACGACGUCGAUGACGAAAACAAGGCAAAAGCCAGUUCCAAUGGCGCACUUGUGCGCGCCAACGCGGCACAGUCGCUCCCAUUCAAGAACAGCCGGUGGGGCUCCAUGUUGGUGGAAGCCGGCGCCACCGCAGGUGGUCUCUCGGCCGCCAUGAGCGAGGAGUCGAUGAAGUCGCUCAAGUACUGCCUUCAAUGGCUGCAGUACGCUACGGCGCACAUUGAGCAUCAGAUCACCAUCCUGCGCGACCUCAUCGUCAAGCUCAACCACGGCGAGCUCGACAUGUCUGCCACUGCCGUUCAGAACCUCGCGCUCAUCAAGGGCGACGUCGUCAACACCAUCCGCGGCGUCGUCGACGUGAUCGGAAAAUACGCAGGAAGCGCACUCCCCGAGCCAGCGCGAAACAGCGUCAAAGCUUUCAUUCUCAGUCUACCGGCGCGGUGGGCCACUGUCAACCGCAGCUCAGCAGCGAGCUCGCCUUCAGGAUACUUUGGCAGCAGCCCAUUGUCGCCCUCUUUUUCGCCCGCACACAUCAGCGAGGGACCGCAGUCACCAAGCCACCUCACCGCCAAUGCGAGGUACCGCAACGGUGCUGGCACUCCUCGCGACCAGAUGCAAGCUGCAGCUACGGCACAGGCAGCCAACCGCAUCUUGACGCUCGCCAUCGAGUCUCUCGAUAUCCUGCGCAGCGUCACCAUCGUGUUUGGCGAGUCACUCGAUCGUGCCGAUCUGUGGGUCGAGCGUCUUCGCAUUCUGGGUUUGCAGCGAAAACGCGCGCACGAAGCCAAUGCGACAGAACAGCACAUGAUCGCUGCAGGUCCCUCGUCCUCUUCAUCAGCACUGAGCGCUCCUCACUGGGAGAGUGCGCGAGGCUCUUCGAUGCGUGGACGCGCCUCAUCUCCUGGGGGCGAUAGCGAUGUCAGCAUGGGCACGAGUGCAUCCACCAAGCGUCGACGAACGCGACAAGCGCCGUCUGGAGGGUUUCACAUGUCGCGCACGCCCUCGGCCUCUCAGGGUGAAUUGUCAGAGGACGAAGAAUCGCUCACCGAGACGGAAAAGACCAAAUCACCGCCAAUUGCAAGCACCGUUGCCUUUUCGACCGGUACUGCUACGGGCAACGGUAUGCAUUCGCAUCAUCAUCACCACCCACACCACCCACACAGUGGCCGGCGCCCAGGUACACGUUCGCGCGCCGGUACAGGGACGGGCAAGCCGUAUCCCAUGCAUCCACCUACACUCCCGUCGCCUCUGCACGCCACGUUCGCCUCGUCCUCUUCAUCGGCAUCGCCACCGAUGGCGGCGGACAAGGAAACCACUGCUUGA